AUGAGUUCGUCGGAUGACGACACACCACUUGUGGCGGCCAGCCGUUCUUCCGGGCCUGGUCUCUCGGCACCAGUGAUUUCGAAGCGUACCGAUGCGACCAUAGGUGGCUCGGGCAAUGCCAAUGGCUCCGCGGCCCCUGGUAUUUCUAUCCGGUAUGGGCCGGUUGAGGAUGAAGAUUCUGAAAUGGCAGACGCAGCGGAUGGCGUUAAUGGACGCGCCGCGAGCAAGAGAAAAUCGCGACUGAGUGCUGGGAACAAGUCUUACAUGGACCCCGAAAGCAGUGAGGAUGACAAGCCUUUGAGCAAGCGCCGCCGAACUGCGAAUCGAAAAAUUGUAUCGGACUCGGAAGACGACGACGCUCCCCUAGCUCUAAAGGCAAACGGAGCCAAGUUACCAUCGGCUUCGAAGACCGCUAUAGGCGAUGAAUCCGACUCCGACCCUCCCAUUAAGCGAAAGCUUUCCAAAGAAAAGUCGAAGAUCGAACAGAAAGCCGCAAAAGAGGCCAAAGAAAUCCGAAAAUCUGAAGCCACCUCCAAGAAAACCGCCGUAAAAAAGGAAAAGGCUCCCAGCGCCAAGAAGAAACAAGCAAACGGUGUUAAAAGAGAAUUGAGCGACGAUGAAACUCUUCUGAAAAGUGUUCCCAAAAAGACAACCAGGCCUACGAAGUCCGAAAGCGCCACACCCGCUAAAAAGGGAAAAGACAAAGCAACUGCUGUCAAAGAGGAGACCGAGGAAGUGGAGGGGGCUGAGGAGGAAGAGGAAUAUCGAUGGUGGGAAGACCCAACCAAAGGCGACGGUACAAUCAAGUGGAAAACGCUGGAACACAACGGUGUGAUUUUUCCACCUCCGUACGAACCGUUGCCUAAGAAUGUCAAGAUGAAAUACGGCGGUGUUCCUGUAACGCUUGAACCCGAGGCAGAAGAAGUUGCAGGCUUCUUCGGUUCAAUGUUAAAUUCCACUCACAACGUGGAAAACCCAACUUUCCAAAAUAAUUUCUUUGAAGAUUUCAGGGCCAUUCUCAAGAAAACUGGCGGUGCCAAGGAUUCCCAAGGCAAGCCGGUACAGAUCAAAGAAUUUGCCAAAUGUGACUUCAAGCCAAUUUUCGAAUAUUACGAGAUGAAGCGCAUUGAGAAGAGAAAUCUUUCGUCCGCCGAGAAGAAAAAGCUCAAGGCUGAAAAAGAUGAGAUUGAGGCUCCCUUCAUGUACUGCGUGUGGGAUGGACGCAAGCAGAAAGUCGGCAACUUUCGAGUUGAACCUCCGGGGCUUUUCCGCGGUCGUGGUGAGCACCCGAAGACCGGAAAGGUCAAAACUCGCGUUCAGCCCGAGCAGAUCACGCUCAACAUUGGUAAAUCAGCCAAGGUCCCCCCACCGCCUGAAGGCCAUAAAUGGAAAGAGGUGAAGCACGACCAAGAGGGCACCUGGUUGGCCAUGUGGCAAGAAAAUAUCAAUGGAAAUUACAAGUAUGUGAUGCUUGCCGCAAAUUCGGAUGUCAAAGGUCAGAGUGACCACAAGAAGUUUGAAAAGGCGCGUGAGCUGAAGAAGCACAUCGACCACAUUCGCAAGGACUACACCAAAGGGCUCAAAGCCGAACUUAUGGCUGAUCGUCAACGUGCGACUGCAGUCUAUCUCAUUGAUAAAUUUGCUCUUCGUGCUGGAAAUGAGAAGGGCGAGGAUGAGGCUGAUACCGUCGGUUGCUGCUCUCUCAAGUUCGAAAACGUCAGUCUUCGACCUCCAAAUACCGUUAUCUUUGAUUUCUUGGGUAAGGAUAGCAUCCGCUUCUACGACGAAGUAGAAGUCGAUCUGCAGGUCUUCAAAAAUUUGAAGAUUUUCAAGAAAGCACCUAAGAAGGAUGGUGAUGAGAUCUUUGACCGAUUGACCACCUCGGCACUCAACAAGCAUCUAUCGAACUAUAUGACUGGUUUGACAGCCAAGGUCUUCCGUACCUACAAUGCUUCCUACACGUUCGCUACUCUUCUUCGUGAAAUGAACGCAGAAGGAUCUGUGGCCGAAAAAGUUAAACAAUACAAUGAUGCCAAUCGCAAGGUUGCUAUUCUCUGCAACCACAAACGGACAGUUACCGCUGGCCAUGCGAAUCAGAUGGAAAAAUUGGGUGAUAGGAUCAAAGGCCUUCGCUAUCAAAAGUGGCGAAUCAAGAUGAUGAUGUUGGAUUUGGACACCAGCGUCAAGAAAAAGAAGGGCCCCAAGUAUUUCGAGCGGGACGAGGACUUGGACCAAGAUUGGGUUCGAGAACACCAGGCAUUCCUUAUUGAGGAACAGAAACAGAAGAUUACCAAGAAAUUCGAAAAAGACAACGAAAAGCUUAUCGCCGAAGGAGAGAAGGAAAUGAAGCCAAAAGAACUUGAGGAACGACUAUUGACCCUUAAGGACAUGGAAAAGAAAUUCCAGAAGGAGAACAAAACCGGGAAAGUGGAAGCUGAUGGCAGAGGCCAGACAAUCGAGAAAUUGGAGAACAAUAUCACCAAGCUCGAGCAACGGAUUGAAAAUAUGUCGCUUCAGGCCGAAGACAAGGAGAACAACAAGGAAGUUGCUCUUGGGACUUCAAAAAUCAAUUAUAUUGAUCCUCGACUUACUGUUGUUUUCACGAAGAAGUUUGACGUCCCAAUUGAGAAGUUCUUUUCUAAGACUCUUCGUGAAAAAUUCGACUGGGCAAUCAAGUCCGUUGAAGAAGACUGGGAGUUCUAG
Talaromyces rugulosus is the source of this 2703-nucleotide messenger RNA. RefSeq lists its product as uncharacterized. NCBI's taxonomy places the organism in Eukaryota, Fungi, Ascomycota, Eurotiomycetes, Eurotiales, Trichocomaceae. The transcript has 6 exons. Gene Ontology annotation, biological process: chromosome segregation; DNA replication; DNA topological change. Gene Ontology annotation, cellular component: nucleolus; chromosome. The record is from RefSeq and is a predicted model, not a curated record. The coding region runs from base 1 to 2703 and encodes 900 amino acids. Gene Ontology annotation, molecular function: DNA topoisomerase type I (single strand cut, ATP-independent) activity; DNA binding.